Messenger RNA from Dreissena polymorpha, 12027 nucleotides. RefSeq lists its product as uncharacterized. The record is from RefSeq and is a predicted model, not a curated record. Lineage: Eukaryota; Metazoa; Mollusca; Bivalvia; Myida; Dreissenidae. The transcript is spliced from 18 exons. Gene Ontology annotation, molecular function: protein binding; zinc ion binding; ubiquitin-protein transferase activity. Bases 345 to 2006 code for a protein of 553 amino acids. Gene Ontology annotation, cellular component: nucleoplasm; chromatin. Gene Ontology annotation, biological process: positive regulation of DNA-templated transcription.
AACAUGGCAUGUAUUAGAGCAAUUAAAAAUGUGGUGUGUUAAACAAUCUGGUUUAAAGUGUUUAUCUACAAAGCUUGUUUUUUGCAGUUUAAAGUAAUCAAUACACUCAGUACCCAAUAGUCAGGUGACAGUAUACAUAGUUACACUGUUUACUCCUAUAAUACAAUCGCCAUUUGACGGUUAACUUGGUUGCUGUUCAGUUCGAAAUUUAUUAAAACUUGUCUGUGUUUAAUAACAUUGUGUGUGUUUGUUUUCUGGGAUAUUUAGUGUACACACGCUUGGACAUAAAUAUGUCAAUUGAUUUUAGUUUGUAAAAUCUUGUUUGUUGAAAGUGAAUUAUCAAAAUGGCGACAUCUGGAAUUUCAAGAAAUUAUGAUUUUGUUAAAUAUUAUUGUUGUACAAUCUGCGAGAAAGAACGAUCUGUAGAAAUAGAUGCAGAUUUUUACUGUAAAACAUGUCUUAAAUACUUCUGCAGAAGAUGUAUAAACUCCCACAGACAGCAUGGUUGGUUGUUUUUCAAAAAAUCUCCUUAUGGAAAGGAUAAAAUAAUGAAGUGGCCACUUUCUAAGAAGAUGGAGACUUCUCUUUUAACAUGCGUCAUACACACGAGUGAACAAAUAACAAUGUACUGCGCAGACCACAGUCAGCUGUGCUGCUCUAUAUGUUUUGAGCUUAAUCACAGACUAUGCUUACAAGUAACUCCAUUACCUCAGGCUGCCAGAGGGAAGUCAACCAACUUUAAGAACCUGUCUGUCAGAACGGAAAAUACUCUUUCACAAAUGAAACAAUGUCAGACAUAUCAGGAGGACAGAAUGAUGUCUCUUAAGGUUUCAUAUAAAGAACAUGAGAGGCUUAUUGUGGAUGGUUUGCGUGUGAAUAUAGUAUCGUAUUUACGCGAAUGUGAAACCAGCACAGUUAAUACAACACAUGAACAUAUGCAAUACCCUAUCAGUGAAAUGCGUGAGGGAAUCAAAAAUUUAUUAGCAGAUUUUGAGAAAAGCACUAUUAAGGAGAAGAAAGAAGAGCUAAACCUGAAACAAGCUCCUCUCAAGGUUUUGAGAAACAGCUGCAUUAGACUUCACUAUGAAUUGUUCCAUCUCCAUGUAGCCAUUCCGAAAGUACUGGGUAAGCCUGAACUCUCUUUUAUUGCCAGUAAAAAAUGUCUGGAAAAUAUACAACAAUCUGAUAUAUUUAUAAAAGAGAACUUUUCAAACCAUGUUUUCACUGUGAAUGGGAAGUCUGUGCACAAUGUGAAAAUACCAAGUGAUUCAUACACAUGCCAGAUCAAAGCAGUAUGUGCUCUCCCAAAUGGACAGGUACUGGUUGCAGACUGUUACAAUGAUAAAGUCAAGCUUCUGAACCAGCAGUACCAGGUGGUGAGCCACUUGGAUGUGAGGGAUGAGCCAUGGGAUAUGUGUCUUAUCACACCCACUGAGGUUGCAGUGGCUAUGGAUUAUGAGGUCCAGUUUAUCACAGUAAGCCAGAGCCAACUCGCCAAAGGCAGGAAGCUUAAGUUACAAUAUGAAGGUACAGGUAUUGCCCACAAUCAGGGUGACCUAUAUAUCUGCUUUGGUACUGCUCUGUACAAGUUCACAUUGAGUGACAAACUGGUCUCCUGGCUCUAUGGAGAUACAUCAGCUGAUUUAACAGUAUACAAGUGUGCUGUGAGUCCCACAGGAGACAGGCUGUACAUCAUCGGCAGGUACCGGCAGCACAAGCUUCUCACCCUGGCCAGGGAUGGCACACUCCUGGCUACAUUCACAGACAUAACACUAUUGCGCCCACUUGGUCUACAUGUGACCCCUGCAGGCCAGGUGCUGGUCUGUGGACACCUGUCCAACACUGUACUACAGGUGGGCUGGAAGGGAGAGAGUAAGCUGGCUACGCUGGCUACUCAGGAGGAUGGAGUGUGGUGGCCAGCGUCAGUCUGCUACAGCAGCACCACAUCAUCCAUCAUUGUGGGACAGUGGGGGGACGACAACAUCCUGGUGUUCAGAGUGGAAUAGUGUGUACAUUUGCUGCUGGGUCGGGUCAACGUUGCUGAGGAUGUGGGGGACAAGCAUGACGCAGAAGGAGAGCACCAGCAUUGAUAUCGAGUUGGCCAAGCAACAGCACCAGUCUGGCCUGUAGGAGCCCCAAUACAGAACGAUCCUUUCCCUCCCCUGAUCCCUAGCUCCUCCCUCUGGACCUCCGGCCUCAAAGGGUCAGCAUCGUUACACAAGUCUGUUCUGCAAUAAAUCCUCAGCACGUCAAGUUUUCACGCGCUGUUAUGAACAACCGAAAUGUCUGUGUCGAGACUUUCCCAAGCAAGCCCGAGUAGUUUUGUUUAGCUCUAGUGCCCAAGUGGGAUGAGUGUUACAGAAGCAAAACGUAAUAGCAGCACUUAUGGUAAAGCUAAAAUUAAACGCUAACAGUUAGUUAUCGCUGUGGACAUCACGAAGAAUCUCACGAAGAAUUAAACGUUGAAUAAUUUGUUUCAUUCUUUAUAAGGCAGCUAUAUAUUCAGCGAUGAACGGGAGCAAAUCAAGGAACAAUCGAAACGAUUAAUUCAGAAGUGUAUCUGCUGGAGAUAGUUAGGACAGUAGUAGAGUUACAGACUGUCCUCAGCGCACAAUAUAUUCAUGUGGUGCGCCUCAGACGCGAAAUCCGCCCAUUAUUGAAAACAUGUUGCUAAAAGUAAACACGUCCGGUUUUGUUACGAGCACUUUGCACUCCGAGGCCAAAGUGCAUCGCAUUGAAUUGAGACUAAAGAAGGCUUCAAAACAUGACACCAGUUUUGUUGUAAGGUCCAGUACGCCCUUCGACUCUCAACCCGAAGUUAAUCAGAACUCAAACUCGGCCCUUAUAUCAGCUCAGCUUCUGAGCUUCAGGAGAGCACCAGAUUGGUAUUGAGCUGGCCCAGCAACAGUACCAGUCCAGCAUGCAGGAGAUCCAGUCAAGGACGACCCUUCCCCUCCCCUGACCACUAACUCCUCACUUUUGACCUGCAGCCUCAAAGGAUCAGCAUCGUUGAACAAUUCUGUUCUGCAGGAAAUUCUCAGAACGUCAAGUUUUUACGGACUGUUCUCAACAACCGCAAUGUCCUGGUCAAGUUUUCCACACUCAAGCCCGAGUAGUUUUGUUAAAUAUAAGCAGUAGAAAUGGUAAAACUAACAGCCAGUGUGCUUGCUCUGGGACAUCACAAAGAAUAUCACAGAAUACAAAGUUGAAUAACUUGUUCCAUUCAUUAUGGGACCAACAGAAAUUCAGCAAUAAACAGGGCAAAAAAUCAAGGAACAAUUGAAGCGAUUAAUUUAGAAGUGUAGGCUUUCCAAAGUAGAUACUUCUGCUGUUGAUAGUUUUGACAGUAAUAGCGUUACGGACGUCUCGGUUUGUUCUCUCAGGCGUGUAAACUGUCCAAAGAGAACACGCUUCUGACGCAUUUGCUGACGAAGAAAGGCAGUAAUGACUUGGCUGUGAACACCCAGAGCACAAUACAUCCUUGGGGCAUGCCUCAGACGCAAAUUCCGCCAAAGAUUAUAAACAAGGCGCAAAAUGUGAACAUGUCUAGCUUUGUUAUGAGCACUUCCCACUCCGAGCCCAUAGGCCUCGUAUUGAAUCGAGGCUAGAGAAGGCAUUGACAAAUGACAGCAGUUGUGUUGUGUGGUCCAGUACGCCCUUCGACUCUCAACUCGAUGUUAAUCAGAACUCAAACUCAGCCCUUAGCAAUAUCAGCUCAGCUCCUUGAGCCUCAGGACUUGAUGCAAUACUUGAUUGGUACCCAGCUUAACAACAGGCUCUCUGGUCAGCUGGUCCCAGACGCCAAGAGACACUUCCUGUGCAUCGAGGGUAGUUGGCUCUUGGCGCAGGACCUCGGGGCUAAUGCUAAACGAAUCCUUCCCGCAGGGUGCAGCCAGUCUAAACCUGGGGAUUCAAACUUUCCUGCCUAAGGGCCGAGAUUAUCUCAUCCACAAGGCACACAUUUCUGGGAGGCGCUAAGACCAUUUUAUCUGUUCACAGAGGCUUAUACUCACAAGUUCAGGCCCAGAGAGAAAUGUCCCCAACUACAACUUAACCCCUACAUCUCAAUAGGAGAGCACCAGCAUUGAUAUUGUGUUGGCCCAACAACAGCACCAGUCUGGCAUGCAUGAGCCCCAGCCCAGGACAACCCUUCCCCUACCCUGAUCCAUAUCUCCUCCCCCAAGACCUCCAGCCUCAAAUUCUGAACACAUCCAGUUUUCUUGCACUGUUCUCAUCAACCGCAAUGUCCACGUCAAGUUAUCCACUGUCGAGCCUGAGUAGUUUUUAUUUUAGCUUGAGUUUCUGAGUGGGAAGAGUGUUACAGACACAAGGAGUUAUAUCAGUAGUUAUGGUAAUGCUCAAUCAACAGUCAGUUCUUGCUGUUGGACAUCACUGCGAAUAUCACGACGAAUAAGAAGUUGAAUAACUUGUUCCAUUCGUUAUGGGACAAACACACAUUUAGCGAGGAACGGGACAAAAAAUCAAGGAACAAUUGAAGCGAUUAAUGCAGAAGUGUAGGCUUUCCAAAGAAGAUAUUUCUGCUGUUGAUAGUUAGGACAGUAGUAGCGUUACGGACCGUCUUGGUUUGUCCUCUCAGGCGUCUUAACUGUCCAAAGGGAACAUAAAGCUUUUGACGCUGUUGCUGAUGACGAAAGGCAGUAAUGACUCGGCUGUGAACACCCAGAGCACAAUACAUCAAUGGGGCAUGCCUCAGACGCAAAUUGCGCCCAAGAUUGUAAACAAGGUGCAAAAUGUGAACAUGUCUAGCCUUGUUACGAGCACUUGGCAAUUGUAUUGAAUCGAGAAUAGAAAAAUGGCUUUGAAAAAUGACAGCAGUUUUGUAAUGUCGUCCAGUACGCACUUCGACUCUCAACCGAGUUAGUCAGAACUCAAACUCGGGCCUUAGUAAUAUCAGCAAGUUGUAGAGAUGCUCAAACUGAAACAAUUUGUUCCAUCAGAUAGAACAGGCGUUGAUUGACUCGUCCGUAAAUGUGACUGGCCUUAAUAUGUUGCUCUCGAAUAAUGAUUAUGUGAACCUCAUUAGGAGAGCUGUCUUCGAUUGACGCCAUUCAACAACAGUUGUUGUCGGGAAUUCCCGGGUUUGGGUUGGUGACUUAGGUGUCGGGACUCGCUUCAUCUCUGCAUAUGGCACGGUCGCAGCAGCAGCAACAAGAACAGCAGGACCUCAUGCAAUCAUGGAUCGGUACCCAGCUGAACACCAUACUCUCUGGUCAGCUGGACCCAGACGCCCAGGGACACUUCCUGUGCGUGGGGUUGAUGGGCUCUUGGCCCAGGAUCUUAGGGCAAAUGCUCUAGUCCUACCCCCAGGAUGCAGCCAGUCUUAACCUCGGGCUUCAAUCUGUCCCAUCCAGGGGCCAAGAUGACCUCAUACACAAGGUUGAUCGUCGCUUCUGAGUCCGGACAAAGAUGCUGAGGAUGUGGUGGACAAGAAUGACCUGAAUAUGCAGAAGGACAGCACCACCAUUGAUUUCGAGUUGGCCCAGCAACAGCACCAGUCCGGCCUGCAGGAGCCCCAGUCCAGGACGACCCAUCCACUCCCCUGACCCAUAACUCAUCAUACUUGAUAUCCGGAAAAAUGGGGCCUUAUGCAUGUGCUUAAAUUGUUGUCACAGAUAAGCCUAUGUAGUUUGCACAGGCUAAUAAUGGACAACAUUUUCCUCUUAAAGCAGAGCACCAGCAUUGAUAUCGAGUUGGCCCAGCAACCACACCAGUCCCGCCUGCAGAAGCCCCAGUCCAGAAUGACCCUCCCCCUUCAUUGACUUCUAACUCCUCCCCCUUGACCUCCUGCCUCAAAAGGUCAGCAUCGUUGAACAACUCUGUUCUGCAGAAAAUUCUGAGCAUGAUUCUGUUCUGACAAAACGCAAUGCCCACUUUACGUUUUCCAAACAAAAGCCUGGGUAGUUUUGUUAAGCUAGAGUUCCGCGUGGGCCUGAAAGGGACAAGUGUUACAGACACGAAAAGUUAUAGCAGUAGUUAUGGUAACGCUAACAGUCAGUUGUUGCUGUUGGACAUCACAACAAAUAUCAUGAAGAAUAAAAAGUUCAAUCACUUGUUCCAAUCUUUAUGGGACAAACAGAAAUUGAACAGGAGAGAAUCAAGGAACAAUAAAAGCGUAAGCUCUCCUAGUGGUAUACGUCUGCUGUUGAUAGUUUGGACAACAGUUACGGACUGCCCCAGAUUGUCCUCUCAGCGGCCAAAAUAUCAUAAUGGAACAGACUUUUAGCAAUGUUACUGACAAAAAAAGGCAAAAAUGACUUUAUUGUGAACACCCAGAGCGCGAUACAUCCAUUCUGACACAGAAAGGCGGUAAUAACUUGGUUGUGAACACCCAGAGCACAAUACAUCCAUGCUGACACACAAAGGCAGUAAGGAGUUGGUUGUGAACACCCAGAGCACAAUACAUCCAUGCUGACACAGAAAGGCAGUAAUGACUUGGUUGGGAACACCCAGAGCACAAUACAUCCAUGCUGACACAGAAAGGCAGUAAUGACUUGACUGUGAACACAGAACACAAUACACCCAUGCUGACACAGAAUGGCAGUAAUGACUUGGCUGUGAACAAAGAGCACAAUACAUCCAUGCUGAAACAGAAAGGCAGUAAUGACUAUGCUGUGAACACCCAGAGCAAGAUAUAUCCAUGCUGACACAGAAAGGCAGUAAUGACUAUGCAGUGAACACCCAGAGCAAGAUAUAUCCAUGCUGACACAGAAAGGCAAUAAUGACUAUGCUGUGAACACCCAAAACACAAUACAUCCAUGCUGACACAGAAAGGCAGUAAUGACUUGGUUGUGAACACCAGGAGCAAGAUAUAUCCAUGCUGACACAGAAAGGCAGUAAUGACUUGGCUGUAAACACUAAGCACAAUACACCCAUGCUGACACAGAAAGGCAGUAAUGACUUGGCUGUGAACACAGAACACAUUACACUCAGGCUGACACACAAAGGCAGUAAUGACUUGGCUGUGAACACAGAGCUUAAUACAUCCAUGCUGACACAGAAAGGCAGUAAUGACUUGGCUGUUAACACAGAGCACAAUACACCCAUGCUGACACAGAAAUGCAGUUAUGACUUGGCUGUAAACACAGAGCACAAUACAUCCAUGCUGACACAGAAAGGCAGUAAUGACUUGGCUGUAAACACAGAGCACAAUACAUCCAUGCUGACACAGAAAGGCAGUUAUGACUUGGUUGUGAACACAGAGCACAAUACAUCCUUGUUGACACAGAAAGGCAGUAAUGACCUUGCUGUGAACUCAGAGCACGAUACAUCCAUGCUGACACAGAAAGGCAGUAAAGACUUGGAUGUAAACACCCAGAGCACAAUACAUCCAUGCUGACACAGAAAGACAGUUAUGACUUGGUUGUGAACACAGAGCACAAUACAUCCUUGUUGACACAGAAAGGCAGUAGUGACUUUGAUGUGAACUCAGAGCACGAUACAUCCAUGCUGACACAGAAAGGCAGUAAUGACUUGGAUGUAAACACCCAGAGCAUGAUACAUCCAUGCUGACACAGAAAGGCAGUUAUGACUUGGCUGUAAACACAGAGCACAAUACAUCCAUGCUGACACAGAAAGGCAGUAAAGACUUGGAUGUAAACACCAAGAGCACAAUACAUCCAUGCUGACACAGAAAGGCAGUAAUGACUUGGAUGUAAACACCCAGAGCACAAUACAUCCAUGCUGACACAGAAAGGCAGUAAUGACUUGGUUGUAAACACAGAGCACAAUACAUCCUUGUAUGACUCGGUUGUGAACACCCUGAGUACCCUACAUCCAUGCUGACACAAAAAGGCAGUAAAGACUUUGUUGUAAACACUAAGAGAUCCAUACAUCCAUGGGGUGUGCCACAGCCGCAAAUUACGCCCACUAUUGUGAACAAGGUUCUUAAAGUGAACACGUCUGGUUUUGUUAUGAGCACAUAGCACUCCAAGCCCAAAAGGCCUCGCAUUGAAUUGAUGCAAGAGAAGGCUUUGAAAAAUAACAGCAGUUUUGUUGUGUGGUCCAAUACGCCCUUCGACUCUCAACCUGAAGGAAGCAAAACUCAAACUCGUCUCUUAGCAAUAUCAGCAAGGCCAGCAUGUCAUCUCAGCUUCUUGAGCUUCAGUGAACUUUACAAGCAAACAUGACAAACGUCAUUGAAGUGAAAGUCGAUGACAGCCCCCUUCUUGCACACAUACUACAACUCGCUUAAGAAAUUCAGCAUGAAGACGUCUUGCGUCAGAAUACCAAGCCUCCUAUCAAUAUCUCCUCUCAUGUUGGCUACAUCAACACUUCCAACAGCAGAGCCUUGGUGAAUUGACUUCCGUCUCAGCAUCGAUGUCGCUUAGCAACAAUUGGAUGAUGGGCGUCGACAAAUUAGGCCGGACAAGUCGCUCGAACUGAAACGAUCUGAUCCAACAGGUAGAGCAGGCAUUGCGUGACACGUCUGUUAAUGUGACUGACCUCGAUAUGUUGUUCUCAAAUAAUGUGAACCUUAGGCCUGGAGAGCAGUAUGCGAUUGACGCCAUUCAACAACAGUUGUUGUCGGCAAUUCUCGGGUUUGGGGUGGCGACUUCGGCGUCGGGACUCACUACAUCUCUGUCUAUGGCCCAGUCGCAGCAGCAGCAGCAGCAACAAGAACAAUAAGUAGUAUCUUAGCGGUGUUCUGGGAUAUGGGGCUUCAUGUAUGUGCUUAAAUUGUCAUCCCAGAUUAGCCUGUGCAGACUGCACAUACAUAAAGUCCUAUUAAAUUGUCAUCCCAGAUUAGCCUGUGCAAACUACACAUACAUAAAGUCCUAUUAAAGUGUCAUCCCAGAUUAGCCUGUGCAGACUGCACAUACAUAAAGUCCUAUUAAAGUGUCAUCCCAGAUUAGCUUGUGCAUACUGCACAUACUUUAAGCCCUAUUUUCCCAGAAUGAGGCUCAUAUAGUUCACUUAAAAUCAGUAUUUUUUCUGCCUGAUUGAAGAAAUCUCCUAGCAUCAAAUGGUUAGUAUGUGUUUUUAAAAUUAAUCCACUUGAUAAAUAAAUAGCAAAUAGCAAUUGAUCUCAUAUCAGGUUUAAUGAUAGAAGGUGAAGGCAUAGUUUUGUCUACGUUUUGGCCGAAAUUCAGCCCUUGAACCAAGCUUUUAUCCUUUCAUACAAAAUCUGCUGUAAUAGACUGGUUAAAAUUUUAUUUAAUUUUAGCAAAACAAUUAUUUUAAUGACUUCAGCACAUUAUACAAUUAUUCCCUUCAAUAUUUAUUUAAGUUCCUGAAUUUUGUUUUAAGAGCCAGUUCCUACAGGAUCCCAUGCUGUCAUAGAUCGGUACCCAGCUGAACAACAGGCUGUCUGGUAAGCUGGGUCCGGAUAGGUGCAGCCAGUCUAAAGCUGGGGCUCCAAACUGUCCUGCCAAGUGGGCUGAUAUUACCUCUUCUACAAGGGACAUAUGUCAGUGAUGCGCAAAGAGCUGGUUUUCUAUUCACAGAGAAAAAUCCUAACAACUCCAACUCAUUCACUACAUCUCAAUAGGACAUCUUAUCAAUGAACAUGACGCCCUUUCCGGAAUGAACAGUGGCACUGCGAUUAAUGUGACCCUUCAGAGAAAAGGGAUUCCAGGACCAAUAUCACCCCAGUAUCAAUCAGGGCUCCAACAAUAGCCGCCCCCCAGCCCAAUCCUUGUGAGCACUUGGGAAGGGGUCAAGAUGCCCAGGGGGUCUUAACUCUGUUGUCAUGGGCUUCUCCCAGCAGCAGUGGAACAACCUGGUGUCCCAGGUCCAAUAUCUGAAGCACAACCACUUUCCAGCUGAGAGGCCCAUGAUGGAGAUACCAAAAAACACCAAGAUACCAAGCCGCGACUUGCUACCAUGUCCCGUGUCUACCUUACCCAGAAGUCAGACCCCUCCGUCUUCAACCAUGCCACGUAACCACAGGGGCGUUAACUAGGACUUGAACCAAGACAGGGACUUUUACUGCGAGACAGUUUGGGAGGUCCUGAAACAAUACUUCUCGUUCAGAACUGCUCAGGAGGGACGGUACUCUCUGUCGGAUUAUCUGGGGGCGUCCUUGUCUUCAAUUCAGUUCCCGUUGUCUACUCUGGUCCCAUGGGAAUGUAUUCAAAUCUCCAGUAGAGCUACCAAAACCAAAAAAGCAACUACCCGCAGCCAAACUUGCUAGUUUGGCACACACAUUUAGCACUGCAGGGAAAUGCAAAAGGCCAAACCAUGCCUCAGCCAAAUGGCAGCAACAUAAACUCUUAUCCGGGGCAGUCCGGUUUGCCGCAAAGUGAGCCCAAAAUGUUUGGCACCCCAGCAACAUCACGAGGUUACGUAAAAAAUUCGGAUUGUUCAAGAACAAACCCUGAACCCACCUUUCGGAGCAGGAAAUCUUAGCGAGGAACAAUUAUGGUGGAUAUCAAACCUGCCCAGACAAAAAAAACAAACUCAGGCACACCAACAGUUUUCAAGGCCGCAACCUUAAGCAGAAGAGAAGAAAUGCUGACUAGAGGUUUGUUGAGGAUGGACAGUGAGGAAAGUGGAUAGAAUUUAGCUAUUAGACAAGUUAGGAAAAACACGGUGAAAGAAAUCAUGUCAUACCUGUAUCAGCGAGAGUUGAAGUCAUUUAUAGUGGAUGUUGUUGCACUUAGGGAGUGUACAGAAGAAACGCAGGAUGGUGCUUUUUGUAUUUCAAUGAAGGGUUAGAGGUUGAUGAACGUGUAUCAAGCCAAGCCGCUAUUUGUGUAAUGCAAAUAGACUGUCUGUGGGAAAGCAUGGCUUUAUGCAUGUGUGUUAAGUGGCAGUCCACAAAGACUAAUCAGGGAUGAUAUUUUUGCCCAAACUAGAUUUCUCGUUUGGAAAAGACUACAUUUAAACAAAAUUUCCUUAAAAGCAGAGAGUUUUGUCACUUGAUAAGGACUGCAUUUUCUACCCGACACUUUACUUUACUCACGUGAAUUAAGCACAGUUUUCCCAGUGACAGGCUCUUCCAAUAUUGAACAUUUAACAUUGACAUUUGAAUCAUUCAUGCAAAGUGGCUGCUUAAACAAGCUGGCACAAAAUCUUAAUAUUAUUCAUUGAGACUAAGACAUAUUACUGCCUGCCAGUACAAAGAUUGAUUGAAUAGACAAUAACUGGUUCAGGGCAUUUGGAUUGUACUACAGUAACAUGUUGUAAAGUUUUAGGUGUUAACACCUGACUUAGUAUCCACUAUUAAAUAAUUGUUGCAGACAUUGUUCUACACGCAUCAAAGUAUUUUUUGGGGGAUGUAAUAUAAAAUGUUAUAAUAUUAAAAUGGCCAAGAUGCAAGUAAGAUACGUCAGAUUAUGAUGCAAACAUGCAUUAUUCAGAGCAAGUGUUAAAAAUCAUGUUGUACGAGAUUUUUUUUACAAAUUCAGUGCUUUCCACUGGCCAUAUAACAGUAAUUUGUGAGGGGGAAGGGGCUUGAAUACGGAAAUCAAAGUCUCCAUGACGUUUGAAUUUUAUGUAUCCGAUUAAUAUCUUUUCAGUAACUGAAACUUGACCAUUUGGCGAUCAUGCAAAGUUUGCAAAUCCUUGCCUUCUCAUGUAUACAUUUGUUGCUAGAUUACGUUGUUUCUGAUCUUUAUAAAUAAUUGUACAUAUAGAGUAUUUUAUAGAGUAACCUUUUUUAAAUUCUUAGAUGAUACAAAAAGUUCACGUUAAUGAACAUUUUGUUUGAAGUUUGUUUACUUUUUUCAGGAUAAUGGUAUAUUUAUUUAGUAUACCACUGUGCUAAAAUGUCAACUGGUUAUGUCCAGCGUUGUUUAUAAAUUAUAUACUAGCUAAUGUGCAAUGCAUUGUUUACAGUAAAGUUGGCAUACAAUAGUGUUGAAAUGUCUCAAAUUGCAGACUUUAAAUGUAACACUAUUAAAUAGUGAUUAUAGGCAGUUAAUUUGUUCCCCAGAUGUCAGAGGAAUAUUCUGUUACGUUUGGAAGAUAGGAUACAGUCAUAAGAAAGUGUAUUCAUUUCAUGCAUAAUAAUUGUUUUAUGUAUUUAUGUUAUGUGUAGUUGAUAUUAAACUUGUGUUCAAUGUA